GGGCGUACCGGCUUCCGCUUCCAUCACUGUUUCGGGCCGGUCAGCCGUAUCCGAGGCGACGCGGGGCCGAGCCGGGCUCCCCUCGGGUCGUGAGGUGGGUCCUUUCGGGAAGUGAAGCGGCUUGUUGGGCGAGAGCGCGGCGAAGACCCCACCCUGGUUAUCGAAAAAGGUUGAACAGAUAAAAAGAUGAAGCUUUACAGUCUAAGUGUUCUUUACAAAGGAGAUCCCAAAGUGCACUUACUGAAAGCUGCUUAUGAUAUCUCAUCAUUUAGUUUCUUCCAGAGAUCCAGUGUUCAAGAAUUUAUGACCUUCACAAGUCAACUGAUAGUAGAGCGUUCAGAGCUUGGAAGCAGAGCUUCUGUAAAGGAACAAGAAUACCUCUGCCAUGUUUAUGUACGGAAUGAUGGUUUGGCUGGAGUGGUAAUUGCAGAUCAUGAAUAUCCAUCCCGGGUUUGUUUCACUUUGUUGGAUAAGGUACUUGAUGAAUUUUCUAGGCAAGUUAGUCGGAUAGACUGGCCUUCUGGAUCUCCAACAACGAUAACCUAUACAGCAUUGGAUGGAUACCUUAGUAAAUAUCAGAAUCCUCGUGAUGCCGAUGCAAUGACAAAAGUGCAAGCCGAAUUGGAUGAGACCAAAGUUAUCCUGCACAAUACAAUGGAGUCCUUGUUAGAACGAGGAGAGAAGCUGGAUGACUUAGUGGCCAAGUCAGAGAUUCUUGGAAAUCAGUCAAAAGCCUUUUACAAAACUGCCCGGAAGCAGAAUUCAUGCUGUGACAUCAUGUGACUCCAUCCACCGUGUACCUUCACCACCUGCUUUGGACUAUCUGGAUUUGAUCUGAUUUCAUGACUCCUGGAGAGAGAGGCAGCACCAACAGCAGCAACUGUUGUUUCCAGAUUCAGCUGUCUCAGCCACACCGGAGGCAAGAAAUACCAUGUUGGGGGGUCCAUGAAAUUAAAACCUUAUUUGAAAAAAAAAUCCUUUCAUGGCUAGAGAGUAUCUGGGAUAUUAGGUUGAUGACACAAAGGGAGUUGGGAAUGGAUCCUGGUGCUUACACACAUUCCUGUUUUGGUCAUUGGCUGAUACCUGUGGGGGGAUUUGCUGUUCUCCUUUCCAAAACUACAAGCAGAUGUGGACUCAUUGUGCAUACUUAAGAGUAAGAUAAACAGUUUGGCCAUCUGAAAAAUGCCUUUUUUUUUCAGCAUUGCACAGUGUCCUUGUGUCUUAAAAUGUUGGAUACUGAUUUUUUAGAAGUGAAGCAAAACCCAAUUUGUUUUGAACCCAUACAGAAUUAUUCAGAGAACACGGAUCUCUGAGUUCUGCAUGAAAGAAAAAAAAAGAUCUCUAAGGCAGCCCGAGAACUGAUUAUACUUCAUAAUAUAGAAGAAAUUCCAAAGAGGUGGGAAAGCGGUUUUAGGACUAAUAUGGAUAUGCUUUUAAGUUUUCUCUGAUUCUAGGUGGGAAAUUUCUUUCCAACCUGAGUCAGACUUUGUUUUGUUUUUGCCAAGGAUAUAAACAGCAGCAUUUAGCUCCCUCUUUUAUCUGGUAUCGUUGCCACUGAUCAAACCCAGGAUUUCAUUAAGAAGAGAUUGUGUGCCACAACCCCUUGGCUGCUCUUGGAUAUUGCAGUUUGUUUAGGUUGGAUUUAUUGAUGAAAAGCUGGUAAUUUAUCUAGCUGAUGGCUUGUCAUUUCUACACUGUUCAGCAGGAUGUGGAAUGAAUGGGGAGCUGUAUUGCAAUCCGGGCAUACCUUCUCACCUUAUGUAUUAUGGCUGCUGUUCUGACAGUGAACCUGGCAGGUUCACUGCAGCCCUUCUUGAACAUACUGCACCCAAAAGAAUAAGCUGCUGUUUUACACUAGCCAUUAUACCAGAGCCUUGUAGAGUGUGAGCUAUCCUGUAUUGGGUCUAAGUGUGUUAGUUGCUGCUACUACGCAGCUUGGUGUUGUCUUGUGAUGUCCUCAGCCAAGACUAGAUUCUCCCACGGUUGGAGAAUUUGUCCCCGCUGGUUUUGUGUAAAUGUAGGAAAUGUUAUUAAUGCUUUUGUCUUUCCGUCGGUGGCAUCUUGGCUCCAAGGCCCAUUCUGUCUUUGCAGGGUGGGGGCCAGGGUGGGUAGGGAUACCAUUCUACAGUUGUAUUUAUGCCUUCCUCCCCAAGUGUUUUGAUUUAUUGUAACUGGGUUGGACAUGUCUGCACACCAUGUCCCUUAAAGUCAGCUGAUCCCCAACCAGGAGUCCUUUGUGAAGCAAUUCAUCUAGGCAAUAGGAAAAACAUGCCACUUGGAGCUUUUGCCCAUCAAUGGCAUGUUUGUGCACACCCACCCAUGGUGGAAUGAUCACUCCUCCGAUAUAUUAAUCCAAUAGGGAUAGAAGUCCAUCUUCUAGACUCGAGAUGAGUAACCAGUAACAUCUUGGGCACAGCUUUCCUAACCCUGUUGAUAAACUGAAAUCACUGACUGAGCCAUCUCCAUUCCAGAAGAGGCACGUAAAAAGCCAGGAAGCUGUCUUUGCCCAUUAGCAAGGAGCCAGUUAGUGCCAAGAUAAAAUGACAGAAUGACAAACAGCAACUUAAGGCAAAGUUGAAGGUUUCUGAUGUGACUCUGAGGGGAAAUCCUAUUUCUGGCUUGCAUUGUUCCUUUCUUAAAAUGUGUCCGUCAUGUACAGUUGCACCAGCUCUUGUUAACUUCUUGAGCCAACUUCCAACUUUCGUGCAGUAUAUAUAUCAACCUAGGGGCAGUACAGUGAAGUGGAACAAGUCAGCAACCUGGGGUUUGAACACAUUUCUGUUUGACUUGAACCGUGAUGGGUGCUUCCUGGGACUUGACAACUUGGCUACAUUUGCUUUGUGAGGCCUUUUUUUGGGGAAGACACCGGAGUGAAAGAACAGUGACUCAUGCAGAGGCUGCAUUGGCAGAUCUGAUGCAGCACCCUUGUGGUGCCAGAAAUCACCAGCCUUAAUUCUUUUUCUUCCUCCAAUGUCUGCUUCAGAUGUACCAACCUAAGGGCUGUCAUAUUUUCUGUAAAGUCCAUUUCUGCAGGGGUCAGUUCCUUGUGGACUGCUAACUUUGUUCUGAAAGAUUAAGAGGGUAGGUGGAACACUGCAGUGAGUUUUGCUACUUGCUGUAAAAGAAAAUGGGUUCUCCUCUCCUCAUUCUGUGAUUUGAAAUGUACAGUACUAUAGAAACUUGCUUGUGUUACUUUAUUUUGCCCCCUAGGCUCACAAAUUCCUAACCUCUUUCUAAUGUGGAAGCUUUUACUAAAGAUUGUAUUUUAAUAAAUAUUGCUUAAUAUCUGUACGUACUGGUUAUUGGAAUAUAUCUAUAAAGUUGUCACUUGAUCAUCUAGAA
Molecule: messenger RNA, 3342 nt
Organism: Pantherophis guttatus
Lineage: Eukaryota; Metazoa; Chordata; Lepidosauria; Squamata; Colubridae
Gene: YKT6
Product: YKT6 vesicular SNARE protein
Biological process (GO): endoplasmic reticulum to Golgi vesicle-mediated transport
Cellular component (GO): Golgi apparatus
Molecular function (GO): SNAP receptor activity
Source: RefSeq, a predicted model, not a curated record